UGCGCACUUCGGCAGUAGCGAUAUUUCCAUAUUUGACAGUAUGGCGCUUACGAAGCAGGCGAGCUCUAAAGGAGGAAAGAAGAAGAAGCAUCUUGUAAAGUUCACGUUGGACUGCACCCAUCCGGUUGAAGAUGGGAUUAUGGAUGCUGCCAACUUUGAGCUGUUCCUACAGGAGCGGAUCAAAGUGAAUGGCAAAGCUGGAAAUCUGGGAGGUGGAGUCGUGUCCAUUGAAAGGAACAAGAGCAAAAUCACAGUUUCUUCUGAGGUGCCCUUCUCCAAGAGGUAUCUGAAAUAUCUCACAAAGAAAUACUUGAAGAAGAACAAUCUGAGGGACUGGUUACGUGUUGUGGCUAACACUAAAGAAAGCUAUGAGCUUCGCUACUUCCAGAUCAACCAGGAUGAGGAAGAUGAGGACGAGGAUUAAACAUGCAAUUUUUGUACAUUUGAAUAAAUUCAUAUUCAGAUACAUUUUCCUGAAUGUUGCGAGGUGUCAAAAAGUGUAUGGACCGGACCUUUAGGAAAUGGUGUAUCUUCCCCUUUCUUACCCAAUGUCAAUACAUGGAUAAACAAUGUUUCCCCAUGUUUUUCUUAUGGUUUGGAUAAAUCCUUUUUAAACCUCUACUAUUAUUUUUCCACCGUGUAGAUCCCAUGAUCAGGUUUAUCUAUCACGUUUUUAAUAAAUGCUUUUCUAUUGAGAAAAUA
Molecule: messenger RNA, 702 nt
Organism: Triplophysa dalaica
Lineage: Eukaryota; Metazoa; Chordata; Actinopteri; Cypriniformes; Nemacheilidae
Product: 60S ribosomal protein L22-like
Exons: 4
Coding region: 41-424 (127 amino acids)
Biological process (GO): cytoplasmic translation
Cellular component (GO): ribosome
Molecular function (GO): structural constituent of ribosome; RNA binding
Source: RefSeq, a predicted model, not a curated record